This is a messenger RNA of Trypanosoma cruzi, 1227 nucleotides long. RefSeq names its product casein kinase II, alpha chain, putative. Gene Ontology annotation, cellular component: nucleus; cytosol; protein kinase CK2 complex. The transcript has a single exon. NCBI's taxonomy places the organism in Eukaryota, Euglenozoa, Kinetoplastea, Trypanosomatida, Trypanosomatidae. Gene Ontology annotation, biological process: protein phosphorylation. Gene Ontology annotation, molecular function: ATP binding; protein serine/threonine kinase activity. The record is from RefSeq and is a predicted model, not a curated record. Bases 1 to 1227 code for a protein of 408 amino acids.
AUGACGGAUCAGGAUUCCAUUAGUAGAAUUAUUACUGUUACCAGGCCGGCACCUGCUUCACCGCGACCUCCAGAGAAUAACGGUGAUGUGCCUCAUGUUACAACGGAUUGCAAGAGUCAAAACAAUACCGGUGAAAAUACAGUUGACGUGAACAGAACUUUUACAGAAAAUGAAAUGCGGCGUCAUGAAACUGGUGUAAUUUCACAUCCUUUUUGGUUUGUAAACAAUAAUAUGCCUCCUUCCUAUUGGGACUACGAGAGGACGACGAUUGAGUACAGCAGUGGGGAGCCGUAUGAAUUAAUUCAAAAAAUUGGACGUGGUAAAUACUCGGAGGUUUUUCGGUGUCGUAACCGAACUAAUGGGGAGUUAUGCGUCUUGAAAAUCCUCAAACCUGUUCGGUUGAAGAAAAUACACCGUGAGAUCAGUAUAUUGCAGAACUUAUGCGGUGGCCCAAAUGUACUUCGCCUGCUAGAUGUUGUCUCUAUUUCACCAGAGGGGACACCGGUGCUUGUGACGGAGAAUUUGGAGCCCGCAGAGAGUUUCCGUAGCCUUAUGAAUUCCGGUAGCUUGAGUAAUUUUGAUAUGCGUUAUUACAUGUACGAAGUACUUCGUUGCCUGCAUUUUGCACAUAGCCAUGGUAUUUUUCACCGUGACAUUAAACCACAUAACAUUAUUAUUGAUCAUCAGCGUCGUAAAUUACGUAUUGCAGAUUGGGGUUUAGGUGAAUAUUACAUUCAUGGACAGGCUUAUAAUGUUUGUGUUGGUACACGAAACUUUAAGGCACCAGAAUUACUUCUUGGUUUACGAUUAUAUGAUUAUUCAUUAGACAUUUGGAGUGUAGGAUGUAUUUUGGCUGAGAUGUUAUUUCGUAUUUUUCCUUUUUUUCGUGGUCAAAAUAAUGAAGAUCAACUUUACCGUAUAUUAGAAGUUAUUGGCACAGAAGAUCUUACGCGGUAUGCUCGCAAGUAUGAUAUUUCUUUACCUCGGUUUUUGUUUGGAAGUGGUGGAUUUUUUAAACGGAUGAAAAAACCAUGGUACGUUUUUAUAAAUGAUCAAUGUGAAUCAUGGUGUGAUGUACAUGCGUUAGAUUUGCUGGAUAAGAUGCUUCGACUGGACCAUCAAGAGCGUAUAUUAGCCUGGGAUGCGAUGCAGCACCCGUUCUUUGACCCUAUACGCAGCGCCCUCCGCGAAGAUCCACAGGAACAAUACCCGCACCUUCCGUACUGA